Dunckerocampus dactyliophorus (ringed pipefish) is the source of this 1316-nucleotide messenger RNA. It is a transcript of the gene rec114, whose product is annotated as REC114 meiotic recombination protein. NCBI's taxonomy places the organism in Eukaryota, Metazoa, Chordata, Actinopteri, Syngnathiformes, Syngnathidae. The record is from RefSeq and is a predicted model, not a curated record. The coding region runs from base 99 to 767 and encodes 222 amino acids. The transcript is spliced from 6 exons.
CGUGCACACAGCAACUGUGUCACGAGCAACUCCUCGGCUUUUUCCGCCCCAGCGUGUGAUAAAAGUAAUACUCGAGUGAUAAUCAUAACUUACUAGAAAUGGCCACCAGUGUGAAAUGGAGGUUGAAACGUUAUGGGCGCUUUAUUCCAGGCACGGGUGAGACCACUAAAAGGGAACCCUGGAAGACAUUUGAAGCGAAGGAAAAUGAACCAGAAAUUAUUGUCACAAUCGUGGACUACGGAUACUUGAUGGUCUUGCAGGGACAGGAAUGCUUGGAGACAAUUCCUUUGCAUGGUGCCAGCGAUUUUCUCAAAGUCCAUCAGAAAUCAGACACCCUGAUGAUUCGGCAUACAAUAAAGGGAGCGAGCCGCCUGAUCAGGAUGCAGUUUGAUGGAAGUAACAAGGCGCAGGCCAUCAAAGAGUGCUCGAGUGCCGCAGAAAGUCUCAGAGAGCAUGUGCCCGUCGGCACUCAAGACGACGCCCUGCUGCCAAAUAAUCAGCCCCCCGUGGACGACCCUGCGCCAGUGACACAGGGUGAGGCCGCUGGAGGCGAACCUCAGGUUGUUCGUGAAGGAUCGCUGUCAGUUCAGCGUCUUACGCAGAACCUCUUGGGAGAGAUCCCUCUGACGAUGCCUCAACUCUACCGUCAAGGCUCCUGGGAACAUGGCGACCUGGAGGCCCUGCUGCGUGUUUGUCUGCUGGACCCCAGCUUCCAUGCUUUGGUGGAGCAGGUCGAGGGCGAGCUGAGGAAAAUACUUCAAGAGUGAAUCAUCUCGACAACUGAAGGCAGAGAGAGGUCAAGUCAGCGCUGUUCUUUUGUGUUUGUUUUUCCACGCUGUUUGCUACGUAGGAGUUAACUUGACGCACUGCCAACGUUGACUGGAUCGCGGUCGUGCGGUAGAGCUUUGGACAUUUCAAAUGGUGUUAAAUCCACACGACUUUAACCCCCCCCCCAAAAAAAAACAGUUAAUUUUUUUCAAAUUUUUAUUCAGAAAAAAAAAUAUUGGUCUUACUCAUAUGUUUGAUCGUGGCUAUAUACUCUGGUCCCUCUGCUCCCACGUUAAUGCAGAUCCAUUCCCACCGCAACACACAUCAGUACAUUGUAUUGAAAGUAGGAGUCAUGCAGCUACAGCAGUUAAUUUUGCUAUGCCAGCUUCCAAGGGAUCCCACAAUAUUAAAGCUUGACUGAUUAAAACAAACUGCCUUCCAUUUAUCUAUUCAAGAAUACAUUUUGCAUAGGAUUAUAGCCAUGCUAUAUAGUCGAAGAAAAUAAAAAAUAAAAAUCAAUCAAUUAAAUUAGGAAAUAUUAAAAAAAA